AUGCCGAUCCGAUUGAUUGUUGCGGAGUCUGAUUUCUACGGCCUAAACAUGGCCGACGUCGCGCCGCUGGCGUACGCAGCGAACCCGAUCACUGAGCCCGCGCUUAUUCUCCUUGGAGAGAGUUUUGACCGACUUAUCGAGUGCGCGCACCGUUCUAUCCGCGAGGAUAAGAUUAGCGUCUUCGACCAGGCACAGAUUAACAGCUUCAUCUCCGGCCGUUCAGGCAGGCACGAUCGUAUGCUCAUGGUCAAACUAGCCAAGAAGCAGCUCUCGCCCCUCCAGCGCCUAUCACGAAGUAACGCGUCACUUACAGAGGAAGCAGGAGUAGAAGAGAUAGUCCGCGACCUAGACAGGGCCUGUCUGCUCCUCUGUAUUGCUCUGCUCGACCACACGCUCCAAGGCGACCAUUUUGAGAGUGUAGUAUUGAGCUUUCUUGCUGUUCUAGGUAUUGACGGGAGCUCUGGUGGCGUCUUCCGCGGCCCGCUUAGCUAUUCCCCUGAUCUCUCCAAGUUUGUCAAAAUGGCGCAGAUGCUUGUUGUACAACGAUCAGUAGUAGCUGCAGAAGACGGCGAGGUGGAACACCCCUCCUACAUGCUAGACGAGAUGAGGGAGCGGUUCAUGGUUCGAGGAUCUCGCACAGCCUUUGACUGGGCGUGCCGCUUGCGAUCGUACGCAAAAAAAGUAGUAAGCAACACGACGUCGCUUGGCUACAUCGCCUGGUCAGAGGAUGGAAGCUUAGUCACGUACAAGGACACAGGCUUCAGCAUGGACGCGCUUCGCAAAUUUAUUGCCGUUCAGGUUAAAAAAGCCCAGCAAGAGCUAGAAGAUCUGCUUCUACUCCAUCCUGAAGAAGCUCGCGACGAUAUUGUGCCACCGGUCUAUCUCUAUCGCCUCCAAGAUAACCACAGCAACGGGCAAAAAGGCUGGAACUUCCUGAAAGACCAGCGCAAUGCGGAUCAGCUCCAGGAGGGUGGCGAUAGAUGGUUGCUUAAUAGAGUUCUUGAGAACAGACUCCGCAACAAUCAAUCGAUCGACAUGAUUGAUUCCUAUAUAGGUUAA
Molecule: messenger RNA, 1059 nt
Organism: Pyrenophora tritici-repentis Pt-1C-BFP
Lineage: Eukaryota; Fungi; Ascomycota; Dothideomycetes; Pleosporales; Pleosporaceae
Source: RefSeq, a predicted model, not a curated record